AGUCAUUUUGUUUGGGUUUUGUAUUUUAUUUAUUUUAUUUCUUCCUCCUCCAACUCAUCCUCAUACAUGGCUUCCACUUCUUCAUCUGAUCAGUCUCUUUCCAUCAAUUCCCAUCUAACCUCACCUUUAUUGACGUCAUCCAUGCUUUCACGCACGUCAUCUUCUUCCUCCGCCGUCGGAGACUAUAUAGGGACAGAGAGCUGCUUUGACGUCCUCUCCGCCGAUGAAGAAAACGACGUUGUCUCCCCGCAGGAGCCUUUGAACCGGUUUCGUUAUGGAGGAAGGAGGAGAGAGGAAAGAGAAGCCAGAGCGGCGGCGGCGCGUGAGUUUCCUCCGUCGAUACCGUUGCUUGCUCAGACGGAGAAUCUUCUCCCGCACAUGCCGUGGGUUCUGAAGCGUGUGGUGACGAGCGACGGGAGGCUUAUCCUUAGAGAAGAGAAGGUUCGUCAUCACGAGUAUUUCCGUGCGCAUAGAUCCAAUGGCCGUCUCACUCUCCACCUUGUUCCUCUUGACGACGACGUUUUCGAACUUCCUCAAGAGCCCUCUCAUUACCCACCUGAUGAUGUUGAAGAGCAUGAUCAUGAUGAUGAUGAUCACGAGUGUAAUGGUGAUGAUGUUGAUGAUCAUCACGAGGUGAGAGAUGGUCUGGCGGAUAAUGUUGACAAGAGUGUUAUUAUUACUGUCCGUGAUGAUGAGGAUGGUGUUGUCCGCAAUUACGAUGAUGGUAAGGACAAUGUGCAUGGUGGUAGUGAAGAAGAAUAUAGGAGAGCGACAUUAGCGGCGGUGGUGGAGGAGACGGCGGUGGAGAGCGGAGGGAUGGUUGGAGGAGGUGGAGGAUCGCCAAGAGGAAAGUGUUUGAAGUCAUGUUUUGUUGGUAUAAGACCUCAAGAGAUCAGACCAGUCCUCAGUUGAUUAAUUAUUGUUAAUUAGUCUUUUUUUGCGGAAAACAAAUAUUACUGUCGCAGAAAGUUUAAAGAAACAACCGGCUUAGAUUAGAGUAUGAAUUUGAGAGGGUUUUCUCAAAAAAUAAUUAAUUUGUUUCGUGUUUUGUAAUUUUCAGAGUGUAAUCUAUCUUCUUUGAGGAUUUUGUAGGUUAUUUAAACAUCUUUUUAGUGGGUUAAUAGUUUUGUCGGCACGUGAGUGAUGUUCUUUUUGUAAGUUUGAGUUUAUCUGGCCGGGUGGAUAGUGAAUACUAUGAGAAAGAGAUACACUUGUAAGAGAAAAUAUUUCAAAUUCGAAUCGUAAUCUCCUUUAGAGGAUAUUAAGGAUACUAGAUCCUUUCUCCGCGCUAUGCGCGGAUAAUAUAUUUAAAUUUUUUAUAUUUAUCAUUUUUAUUUGUAUGUGAAUUUUGGUAUAUUAAAUUAUAUAUAACUAAUUUUUAACUUUGAUUUUUUAUAUAUUUUUAGUUUGAAGUAAGUAUUUAUAUUAUAUGGAACACAAUUAACUAAUAAAAUAUGAAGAAUCAAGUCUGAGAUUUUAGAGUUAUGUAAAAAAAAAAGAAUUAUGUAUAGAACAUAAAUUAUCUUAGUUUAAAAGAUCGGAAUCUCAUCUCGAGUAAAUUCACGAAAAGAAAACGUACUCCAAUAAUCUACUUAAAAUAUAAAACCCCUUUUUCAAAAAAAAAGUGUACUUAAUAAUAUUUUUUUAUGUGUAAUAGUUGAAACUAACAAUUGAAUAUCAAUCUAGAAUCUCAUUUUAAUAAAUCUAAUGGUAAAAUGUUAAUUGUAAUAAAAAAAAUUUAAUUUUGUAAUAUUACAUGAAUUAGAAGUCUUUAAAAUCUAAAUCUAUUUUAUUAACAUAAUAUAUUUUUUAUUCAUUUAUUAUUUUGACGUUACAAAAUAUUGCUUUAGUUUUAUUUGUAUAUUAAUUUUUUAAUAAUUUAGUUUCUUUUUAAGUAAUUUUAAAAUUAUCAAGAAUAUAAUAUAUUUAAAAUUAUUUAUUUAAAUUUAUCCAAAUAUUAUGUCUCAUUUUUAUGUGUGUUUGCGUUGAGCAUAUUUAAUUUGUAGUUUGUAUAUUUAAUAACACCUUGUUGCGUGCCGUUCUAUGGUUUUAAUAAAUGUGUUGUCAUUUCAUUUUUAUUACUACUAACAUGUUUUUUAGUGAUCAGUGAUAAUGUAUUUUUAAUGUUAUGUGUUAUAUUUUAUUGUAUAUUUUCUAACUCUUCAUGCUGACACUUUUUUUAGAAUCAUUUUAAUUAGAUAAUAGGUUUAAAGAUGUAAAUAAAAUUGUGUAUGUUGUAAAUUUAGACUUUUUAGUGUAACUGAGCACUAUCAAUUAUGGAAAUUAUAUUAUGAUUUUAUUUUACUAAAUCUUUCUUUAUGUGUAUAUUUUUUGUUUUAUUUUGUAUUUUUACAAUUUUAUUGCCUUAUUCUUUGAUUGCAGAAAUUUGUUAGUUCCAAUUUUUGUUUCAUAUACCUUAAAAGUCUUAGGUUGAUUUUUGUUUGUUUUCUUUUUCCAAUUACAAUUACAAUGUACAGUUUGAUGAUGUAUAAACAUUAGAGAAGUAGCUUUACACAUAGCCUAAUUGCUCACUAUAUGUGGCUUUACAAAAUUAGCUCACACAUAGCUUUACACCAAAAAGAACCAAAAGAGUGUACAUAAAAAGUGAAGUCAGCGAUUAGCGAAAAACCUGAACCAGAAUUCCAUUAAGAAACUCAUUAUAGCCGUAAUAAGAACCAAUAUCAGCCUUAACUGAACACAUAAAAAUAAUAUCAAGCAAUAAAACAAAGGCUAGUUCCUUAGAAAGAAUCUUUAAAAGAAACAAAACUUGAAAAAAAAUUUCUCACUCUCUUUUAUACUCGUUUGCAACUUGCAAGAUAGGAAGAUCUGGUGGCCCACUUGACUCUUCUUCAAGUUCCUGGAAAAAUAGAUCAAUAACAAUGAUAAGACACCUAAACUUAUAAUGCUCCAUUGAUCUUUUCAACAUAAACCAACCAACAAUUGCAAAAUAAAAAUGUUAAAAAAGGAAUGAAUUUGAUUUGUAAAAUUCCAAAAGAUUGAACCUUUUUGGUUGGUAGACGAAACUCGUCAGGUUGUUCCUUUAUGUUCAUAUGUAGUUCAUCUUUUGCAUCUUGCUCCUGCCUUUUACGUUCUUCAUCAAUAGCUUUACUUUUACCAGAUCCUGUCAUUGCGAGAUCAGAUCCAUCAGAGUCAGAAUCAGAAUCCAAAGGUUCCUCUUCAUCAUCGCUACCAUCGAGAAAGUCUUCGGCCAAUGGCUCUGUGUCCUCCUCCUCGUGAAAUUAAGAGAGAAGACGAAGUGGUAGAGAAGAAGAGCUUCGUAACUUCCGCGUAUUGAGAUUGUUAGGUUUCUAGAUUUAGGUAAAUGAAAAACAAAGCCCAA
Brassica napus (rape) is the source of this 3340-nucleotide messenger RNA. RefSeq lists its product as uncharacterized. The transcript has a single exon. The annotation marks the transcript as partial. The record is from RefSeq and is a predicted model, not a curated record. Lineage: Eukaryota; Viridiplantae; Streptophyta; Magnoliopsida; Brassicales; Brassicaceae.